AUGAGCUCCGUGAUCCUGCUGCUGCUGCUGCUGCUUCCCGCCGGGGACGCCGGUUCUGAGGAGCUGCCCAGGCGGCGCCUGGCGUGCGUCAGGUGCUGCGGGCCCUCGGAGCAGCCCGUGUCCAUCUUCUCCCAAAGGUCUGCCAGGAUGAGCGGCCAUCCCCAAUAUCCCCUGCCCAAAAUCCAGCCCACCAUCGACAUCACCAUCCUCAAAGGCGAGAAGGGCGAGAUGGGCGAGCGCGGGUUCCCCGGAGCCGCGGGGAAGGCGGGAGAGCGCGGAUCCCGCGGGCUGAGCGGCCGCAAGGGCCAGAAGGGGCAGCCGGGCCCCCAGGGCCACCCCUGCAAGCAGCUCUUCGCCGCCUUCUCCGUGGGCCGCCGCAAGCCCCUGCACAGCUCCGACUACUUCCAGCUCGUCACCUUCGACACGGAGCUCGUCAACCUCUACCAGCACUUCAACAUGUUCUCCGGAAAGUUCUUCUGCUACGUGCCCGGCGUUUACUACUUCAGCCUCAACGUGCACACCUGGAACUUCAAGGAGACCUACGUGCACGUGAUGAGGAACGAGCAGGCCGUGGCCAUCCUGUACGCCCAGCCCAGCGACAGGAGCAUCAUGCAGAGCCAGAGCCUGAUGCUGGAUCUGCAGGAAGGAGAGGAGGUUUGGGUCAGGAUGUUCAAGAGGGAGAGGGAAAACGCCAUUUACAGCGAGGAGUCGGAUCUUUACAUCAUCUUCAACGGGCACCUGAUCAAACCCGCCCUGGAGUAG
Messenger RNA from Melospiza georgiana, 762 nucleotides. It is a transcript of the gene C1QTNF8, whose product is annotated as C1q and TNF related 8. Bases 1 to 762 code for a protein of 253 amino acids. The transcript is spliced from 2 exons. The record is from RefSeq and is a predicted model, not a curated record. NCBI's taxonomy places the organism in Eukaryota, Metazoa, Chordata, Aves, Passeriformes, Passerellidae. Gene Ontology annotation, molecular function: protein binding.